AUGGGGCUCAGUCAGGAUGAAAGAUGGCGGCUCUGCGAUGACAUUUACAACGUGAUGGAGCGGCCACAGAAGGAGAGGGUCAUCCAGCGAAGCGGCCCAGAGCUCCGCAUUCGUAUCGACGAGAGCAAUAUUUGUAGCUCUUUGCUGGCUGGCUGGCUUCAGAUCCGCAGCCUCGUCAUUAGUAUGCCAUUAGGCGUGAUCAUCGAUUCCUCGUUCGCUGACACGGAUUUCUGA
This is a messenger RNA of Knipowitschia caucasica, 234 nucleotides long. Lineage: Eukaryota; Metazoa; Chordata; Actinopteri; Gobiiformes; Gobiidae. The record is from the annotation of a GenBank genome assembly.